AUGAAGUCCUUCAUUGCUGCCUCCAUCCUCGCCUUUGUCGCCGCCUCGGCUGCGGCGCCAUCCACCUCGACCUCGACCCUCCGCUUCGCCAAACGCACCAGCCCCAACGGCUGCGGCGGCGACCCGGGCCAACAAGGCGUGAUCAACGCCAUCAACCAGUGGAACUCGGACGUGCAGACGGUCAACAGCUUCCUGGAAGUGGCGCCGAGCCUUGACCCAGCCAGCCUCGACGAGCAGAUCGAAGGGGCCCUCACCGCGGCGCAGGACGAGCCGAACCAGCUCCAAGUCCUGGCGUGCGAGUCCGACGUGGACCCGGGCACCGCGGCGCAAGCUGCUGUUGACGAUCUGUUCAACGGGUUCGAGAACAACGUGCUCACCCCACUCGGCAACAUCCUCGCCAACUCCGGCGACGCCGGUGUCGUGGCCAGCAAUCUGCAGACCAUCAAUCAGUUCCGGUGCUGCAAUGUCCUGCCGGAUCUCGAUACCCUUUGGACCGCCACCGCCGUGGACGAGGGCGUCGCCAACGUUGUCCCUCUCUCGGCUCCAAGACCGAGCACUUGCGCCAGCAUCACCUGCUGA
Messenger RNA from Capronia epimyces CBS 606.96, 579 nucleotides. RefSeq lists its product as uncharacterized. The coding region runs from base 1 to 579 and encodes 192 amino acids. The transcript has a single exon. Lineage: Eukaryota; Fungi; Ascomycota; Eurotiomycetes; Chaetothyriales; Herpotrichiellaceae. The record is from RefSeq and is a predicted model, not a curated record.